AUGGUUUUGAAAAAAUAUAUUGCAGAUCGUCCUACUCCUUCUGCUUGGUGUGAUUUUGAUAAAGUGGAACAAAUUUCACUUGAUGAUCAUCCUUGGAAUACCAAGGUGCGUGUUCUUGCUUGCUGGAAAAAUCCUGAUGAGCUGUUGGAAUCUGAAUCAUCAUGCUUGGAAAUGGUGCUUAUUGGUGCUGAGGGUGUCAAAAUACAAGCUUCUAUCUGUAAGAGACACCCAAUAAGGAAUCAGAUUGCUGAAGGAGCUGUGUACAAGAUAUCAAAUUUCAGGAUCUUCCCUAAUGAUGGAGUGCUGCGUUUCACCGGGCAUAGCUGCAGGCUUUUUUUUCAUGGAUGCACAAAGAUGGUUCGAACCACUGAGGAUGGUGUUAUUCCUUUAAACUGCUGGUCCUUCUUUGAUACACGCCAUAUUAAAAUUAUCAGGGAUACCUUCACAGAAGUAAUAGAUUUUGUUGGACUGGUCAUUGCUGCAUCAGAGGAGAAGGUUUACAUCAGGAAUUCAAAAAUUACUAAGAGGAUGGUGAUUCAACUCCAGGACCUUAGGGGAAAUAUCCAUUGUGUGCUUGAAGGAGAACAUGUGGAAACAUUUUUGGAGUAUUUGUCUUCAAACUGGACAGAAAAACCUAUGAUGGUUAUACAGUUUGUCAAAGUUUUCACCCACAGAGGGAGACCAUUCAUUGAUUGCAUACCACCUGCAACCAAAAUGUACAUUGAGCCUGUUAUUGAGGAAUCAGUUGUGCUAGCUGGAAGGUUGGCAGAAGCUGGAUUUCAAAAUGGCCCUGUUGAGUUUAUAAGUCGUGAUAUUGCGUAUGCGAAUCUUAAUGCUGACGUGCUGAAGUUCUACCCAAGGAGAACAAUUUCUGAGCUUUUAGUGGAGAAAGAGCAAGGUGUAUUUCUUGUUCAUGUUGUUGUUGUUGCGGUCUUAAAGGGUGGUUAUUGGUGUUAUCCUUCUUGUAGAUGCCACAAUGAGUUGAAUUUACGUAAUGAUGCGUUUGAAUGUUCAAAGUGUUCUAUGAUCUUUGAGAAGAUGAUUCAUAGGUACCGUGUUAAGAUUGAAGUUUUUGAUGCUUCCGAUAGUGCUGUUUUUGUUCUCUUUGAGAGGGAAGUACAACAAUUGAUUAGUGUGUCAUGUGAAGAUUUAGUCAGUAACAUUAAGGUGGAUGAUGAUUCUAAUGUUGUCUAUCCACAAGAAUUUGAAGAUCGCAUACCUGGAAAAGAGCUUAUUUUUAAAAUACGUAAUGAUGGUGGAAUUACAUAUAAUGGAGCUGAAUGUUACCAUGUCCUUGCCAUUACUGAGGAUCCUGAAGCAAUUUCCUUAUUUCAUGCAUUACAAUCUAAUGAUUCAACUGCCAAUGCACAAUUUGGGACCAAUACCACUGGUGUUGAAAACAAUGAAGAGCUGGAAGACAAGGAAGUUGGUGGUUUUUCCUAUAAUACACCAUUUGAAGAUGUGCCUGAAAGUAGCACUGGAUCUUUACUUCCCAAACCAUUGAAGAGGAAAUUGGUGUUGGACUUUGAUGAUGAAUCUGAGGAGGAUGGUAAUAAUGUCCAAGUUGUGGAAGGUUUCCUGAAUGAGAAGAAUUCAUCUAACUUGGUGCUUUCUGCUGACGAAGACAACAUUAGGGUGGAAGUGGAUGAGGACAAAAGUAUUGAUGAUGCAGAUGAUGACUUUGAAUGUACUAUGAUGGAAAUUGCUGAGGAAGAUGAGUUAGAUGAUGAAGCUGAAUUGGAGGAUGAUCUUGCAUAUGUUGACUGA
Lotus japonicus is the source of this 1767-nucleotide messenger RNA. RefSeq lists its product as uncharacterized. The record is from RefSeq and is a predicted model, not a curated record. The transcript is spliced from 11 exons. NCBI's taxonomy places the organism in Eukaryota, Viridiplantae, Streptophyta, Magnoliopsida, Fabales, Fabaceae. Bases 1 to 1767 code for a protein of 588 amino acids.